GAAAAACGAACUUUUAAAAUUCAAAUCAAAGCUGAGCAGUAAAGCGCAUUUCAUACUAAACGUGUGCACAACCCUGAAUCGUUCUUUUUCCUCGUAUAAUCUUCAAGUGAAAACAUGGGACGAGUGAUUCGUGCUCAAAGAAAGGGUGCCGGUUCGGUAUUCAAAGCAAUUACCAAGAAGCGUAAGGGAGCACCAAAAUUGCGUCCAUUAGAUUAUGCUGAACGUUCUGGAUAUUUGAAGGGAGUAGUUAAAGAAAUUGUGCACGAUCCAGGUCGUGGCGCUCCUCUUGCAGUUGUUCACUUCCGCGAUCCAUACCGUUAUAAGCUUCGCAAGGAGUUGUUUAUUGCUGUUGAAGGCAUGUACACAGGACAAUUUGUGUAUUGUGGAAGAAAGGCACAAUUGACAGUCGGUAAUGUAUUGCCACUUGGAUUAAUGCCUGAAGGAACCAUCGUUUGUAAUGUUGAAGAAAAGAGUGGAGAUCGUGGUAAAUUAGCACGUACAUCUGGAAAUUAUGCAUCAGUUAUUGCCCAUAAUCCAGAUACAAAGAGAACAAGAGUCAAGCUUCCAUCAGGUGCAAAGAAAGUUUUGCCAUCAAGUAAUCGUGCUAUGGUUGGAAUCGUCGCUGGUGGUGGACGUAUUGACAAACCAAUUCUUAAAGCUGGACGUGCCUAUCACAAAUACAAGGCAAAGAGAAACUGCUGGCCAAAGGUUCGUGGUGUUGCUAUGAAUCCCGUUGAGCAUCCUCAUGGUGGUGGUAAUCAUCAACAUAUUGGUAAGGCUUCAACUGUCAAACGAGGAACUCCACCUGGUCGCAAAGUCGGUCUUAUUGCUGCUAGACGUACCGGUAGAAUUCGUGGUGGUAAGGGUGAUGCAGACAAGAAAGAAAAGGAGAAGAAGUAAAUUAAGUCGAGUUAUUAAGUGCGAUCUUAUCAUCUGUAUUGUCGCUGUCUAUUCCAUCAAGAAGUUUUUAUGAUAAACUUACAACAAUAAAAUAAAAUAUUUGAUG
This is a messenger RNA of Chironomus riparius, 1006 nucleotides long. The record is from the annotation of a GenBank genome assembly. Lineage: Eukaryota; Metazoa; Arthropoda; Insecta; Diptera; Chironomidae.